Messenger RNA from Periconia digitata, 850 nucleotides. Lineage: Eukaryota; Fungi; Ascomycota; Dothideomycetes; Pleosporales; Periconiaceae. The record is from the annotation of a GenBank genome assembly.
CCAGAGGUUGAGCUCCGCGACAUACUAACCCACCCAAACUUUUUAGCCUCCAAUACCCUCCCGACUUACAACAUGGCUGACGCCCCACGUGGAGGAGGAUUCGGUUCCCGCGGUGAUCGCGGUGGUGAGCGUGGACGUGGACGCGGACGUGGCCGUGGCCGCCGCGGCAAGACUGAGGAGAAGGAAUGGCAACCCGUCACCAAGCUCGGCCGUCUCGUAAAGGCUGGCAAGAUCAAGAGCAUGGAGGAGAUCUACCUCCACUCUCUCCCCAUCAAGGAGUACCAGAUCGUCGACUUCUUCCUCCCCAAGCUCAAGGACGAGGUCAUGAAGAUCAAGCCCGUGCAGAAGCAGACCCGCGCUGGUCAGCGUACCCGAUUCAAGGCCAUUGUCGUCAUCGGUGACUCCGAGGGCCACAUUGGUCUUGGAAUCAAGACCUCCAAGGAAGUCGCGACCGCCAUCCGCGCUGCCAUCAUCAUCGCCAAGCUCAGCGUUGUGCCCAUCCGCCGUGGAUACUGGGGUACCAACCUCGGUGAGCCUCACUCGCUCCCCACCAAGGAGUCUGGCAAGUGCGGUUCCGUCACUGUGCGUCUUAUCCCCGCUCCCCGCGGUACCGGCCUUGUCGCCUCCCCCGCUGUCAAGCGUCUCUUGCAACUCGCUGGUGUCGCCGACAUCUACACCGCCUCGUCCGGUUCCACCAAGACCCUCGAGAACACCCUCAAGGCUACCUUCGUCGCCGUCGCAAACACAUACGGUUUCCUCACCCCCAACCUGUGGAAGGAGACGAAGCUCUCCAAGUCGCCGUUGGAGGAGUACAGCGAUGUCUUGCGCGAGGGCAAGCGUUACUAGGGUU